UCGAUCGGCUUUGAAAGGGCUAAAGGUUGAUGCUGUGGAGAAAGGCCUGUCCAUAUUCUUUUCGACGAGUUUUAAUAACUUGUGGCUCAAGCAAAAGGGAAGCUCAGAGAUGGCCGAAAAAUCAGAAACUCUUCAGGCUAUCAGCAAGGAAAGCAUUGAUCUGGAAAAUGUACCACUGGAAGAGGUUUUCGACCAUCUGAAAUGCACCAGAGAGGGUUUGAGCUCCAAUGAAGCACAAGAGCGGCUUUCAUUGUUUGGUUACAACAAACUCGAGGAGAAAAGGGAAAGUAAGAUACUAAAGUUCUUGGGAUUCAUGUGGAAUCCACUGUCAUGGGUCAUGGAAGCUGCAGCCAUCAUGGCCAUUGCUCUUGCUCAUGGCGGAGGAAAGCCUCCUGAUUACCAUGACUUUGUGGGGAUUGUGAUCUUACUUCUGAUAAACUCGACGAUCAGUUUCAUAGAAGAAAACAAUGCCGGAAAUGCAGCUGCUGCUCUCAUGGCUCGGUUGGCUCCUAAAGCAAAGGUCUCACGAGACGGGACAUGGGAUGAGAUAGAUGCUGCUGUGUUGGUUCCUGGAGAUAUAAUCAGUAUAAAACUAGGAGACAUCAUUCCUGCAGAUGCCCGCCUUCUCGAAGGAGACCCUCUAAAGAUUGAUCAGUCAGCUCUUACAGGAGAAUCUCUUCCAGUUACGAAACAUCCAGGUGCUUCAGUGUACUCUGGUUCAACCUGCAAGCAAGGUGAAAUAGAAGCAGUCGUCAUUGCAACUGGCGUUCACACUUUCUUCGGAAAGGCAGCUCAUCUUGUGGAGAACACUACCCAUGUCGGCCACUUUCAGAAGGUCUUGACUGCAAUAGGGAACUUCUGUAUCUGCUCAAUUGCCGCUGGAAUGGCGAUAGAGAUUAUCGUCAUAUACGGUAUCCAACAGAGAGGAUACCGUGUUGGAAUCGAUAACCUUCUUGUGUUACUGAUCGGCGGGAUCCCAAUCGCAAUGCCUACUGUUCUUUCAGUCACAAUGGCAAUCGGCGCUCACCGACUGGCUCAGCAGGGUGCCAUAACAAAGAGGAUGACAGCCAUUGAAGAAAUGGCGGGAAUGGAUGUUCUGUGCAGCGAUAAAACUGGCACUCUCACACUAAACAAGCUUACUGUGGACAGAACUCUUAUCGAGGUUUUCAAGAAGGGUGUUGAGAAGGAUACAGUUGUGCUCAUGGCUGCGAGAGCUUCACGUUUGGAGAACCAAGAUGCCAUAGAUACCGCCAUUGUUUCAAUGCUGGGAGACCCGAAAGAGGCACGUGCUGGAAUUCAAGAAGUCCAUUUCCUUCCAUUCAAUCCCACUGAUAAAAGAACUGCGCUUACAUACGUAGAUGGGGAAGGCAAGAUGCAUCGAGUGAGCAAAGGCGCUCCUGAGCAGAUUUUGGCUUUGGCACACAACAAAGUGGAGAUCGAGAAAAGGGUACAUAUGGUUAUCGAUAAGUUUGCAGAAAGAGGCCUAAGAUCACUUGCAGUUGCCUAUCAGGAAGUACCAGAUGGUGAUGUUAAAAGCCAAGGUGGUCCUUGGGAAUUAGUAGGCCUUCUUCCUCUGUUUGACCCUCCUCGCCAUGACAGUGCUCAGACAAUCGAGAGAGCUCUUCUGCUUGGAGUCAGUGUUAAAAUGAUCACAGGUGACCAGCUGGCAAUUGCCAAGGAAACAGGAAGAAGGCUUGGAAUGGGCGCAAACAUGUACCCGUCUUCAUCUUUGCUCGGCGAAACCCAUAUCGAAGCAGAUUCAGCAAUCCCCAUUGAUGAACUCAUUGAAAAUGCAGAUGGGUUUGCAGGUGUCUUUCCUGAGCACAAGUAUGAGAUCGUAAGGAGACUCCAAGCCAGGAAGCACAUAUGUGGAAUGACUGGUGACGGAGUGAAUGAUGCACCGGCUCUGAAGAAAGCUGAUAUCGGAAUCGCUGUGGCGGAUUCCACUGACGCUGCCCGCAGUGCUUCUGACAUUGUUCUUACAGAACCUGGGCUUAGUGUUAUCAUCAGUGCUGUCUUGACCAGCCGUGCAAUCUUCCAGAGAAUGAAAAACUAUACGAUCUAUGCUGUUUCUAUCACUCGAUACUUGUUCGACGGGACAUGGGAUGAGAUAGAUGCUGCUGUGUUGGUUCCUGGAGAUAUAAUCAGUAUAAAACUAGGAGACAUCAUUCCUGCAGAUGCCCGCCUUCUCGAAGGAGACCCUCUAAAGAUUGAUCAGUCAGCUCUUACAGGAGAAUCUCUUCCAGUUACGAAACAUCCAGGUGCUUCAGUGUACUCUGGUUCAACCUGCAAGCAAGGUGAAAUAGAAGCAGUCGUCAUUGCAACUGGCGUUCACACUUUCUUCGGAAAGGCAGCUCAUCUUGUGGAGAACACUACCCAUGUCGGCCACUUUCAGAAGGUCUUGACUGCAAUAGGGAACUUCUGUAUCUGCUCAAUUGCCGCUGGAAUGGCGAUAGAGAUUAUCGUCAUAUACGGUAUCCAACAGAGAGGAUACCGUGUUGGAAUCGAUAACCUUCUUGUGUUACUGAUCGGCGGGAUCCCAAUCGCAAUGCCUACUGUUCUUUCAGUCACAAUGGCAAUCGGCGCUCACCGACUGGCUCAGCAGGGUGCCAUAACAAAGAGGAUGACAGCCAUUGAAGAAAUGGCGGGAAUGGAUGUUCUGUGCAGCGAUAAAACUGGCACUCUCACACUAAACAAGCUUACUGUGGACAGAACUCUUAUCGAGGUUUUCAAGAAGGGUGUUGAGAAGGAUACAGUUGUGCUCAUGGCUGCGAGAGCUUCACGUUUGGAGAACCAAGAUGCCAUAGAUACCGCCAUUGUUUCAAUGCUGGGAGACCCGAAAGAGGCACGUGCUGGAAUUCAAGAAGUCCAUUUCCUUCCAUUCAAUCCCACUGAUAAAAGAACUGCGCUUACAUACGUAGAUGGGGAAGGCAAGAUGCAUCGAGUGAGCAAAGGCGCUCCUGAGCAGAUUUUGGCUUUGGCACACAACAAAGUGGAGAUCGAGAAAAGGGUACAUAUGGUUAUCGAUAAGUUUGCAGAAAGAGGCCUAAGAUCACUUGCAGUUGCCUAUCAGGAAGUACCAGAUGGUGAUGUUAAAAGCCAAGGUGGUCCUUGGGAAUUAGUAGGCCUUCUUCCUCUGUUUGACCCUCCUCGCCAUGACAGUGCUCAGACAAUCGAGAGAGCUCUUCUGCUUGGAGUCAGUGUUAAAAUGAUCACAGGUGACCAGCUGGCAAUUGCCAAGGAAACAGGAAGAAGGCUUGGAAUGGGCGCAAACAUGUACCCGUCUUCAUCUUUGCUCGGCGAAACCCAUAUCGAAGCAGAUUCAGCAAUCCCCAUUGAUGAACUCAUUGAAAAUGCAGAUGGGUUUGCAGGUGUCUUUCCUGAGCACAAGUAUGAGAUCGUAAGGAGACUCCAAGCCAGGAAGCACAUAUGUGGAAUGACUGGUGACGGAGUGAAUGAUGCACCGGCUCUGAAGAAAGCUGAUAUCGGAAUCGCUGUGGCGGAUUCCACUGACGCUGCCCGCAGUGCUUCUGACAUUGUUCUUACAGAACCUGGGCUUAGUGUUAUCAUCAGUGCUGUCUUGACCAGCCGUGCAAUCUUCCAACAACUCUGUUUCACUUUGAAUCCCACGCGCUAA
Molecule: messenger RNA, 3637 nt
Organism: Tarenaya hassleriana
Lineage: Eukaryota; Viridiplantae; Streptophyta; Magnoliopsida; Brassicales; Cleomaceae
Product: ATPase 7, plasma membrane-type
Exons: 24
Coding region: 110-3637 (1175 amino acids)
Biological process (GO): regulation of intracellular pH; proton export across plasma membrane
Cellular component (GO): plasma membrane
Molecular function (GO): ATP hydrolysis activity; ATP binding; P-type proton-exporting transporter activity
Source: RefSeq, a predicted model, not a curated record